AUGAGGCUUUACUACGCUCUCUUCGCUGCCGCACCUCUGUUUUGCAAUGCAACUGAGAUUGAUGCUCACAUUGAAGGAUACGGCGUUGUGGUACCAGAGUGGGAGGUUGAGAUAACACCCGGAGGCCCUACGACCGUCUUGAAUGGGACGAUUGAGGAAGUUCAUGAGGAGCUUCUUCAGUUGAACCCUGACUGGGACGAAGAGUACACCGUAAAUAGCACUGAAAGCGAGCUGGCAGAGCGAGAUUCUAGCGUCGAGCUCUUUGCUAGAACUGACUUUAGCGACGCUGAGUACCACUGCGGCGGUCGAUGGCCAAAGUGUCGCACCACCAUUAUCAACCAAGGCAUUUCUUAUCUGCGUCGUAUCAAAGGGAAACCGAGAAAUGGCCCUGGGCCGGGAAACUGCGGUCGAGUGAGCUGUUCUUUUAACUCGGCUAUCUGGUGGUGCAAUGAUAACGCCAAAUCAAAAACUCUUAACAGCUUCUCAAGCAUUGCAGACGGUGCUGCUUUCAUUGUGAAGAAGUGCUAUAUUCCCGACAGAGGACCACCUGUGCCGGGAAAGUGGAACAUGCUUUCUGGUCAAGCAUUCCAUAACAGCAAGUGGAAUGUGAUUGUUAGAAAGGACAAGUGUAAGGAGGCUCAUCAUUAG
Molecule: messenger RNA, 648 nt
Organism: Fusarium oxysporum Fo47
Lineage: Eukaryota; Fungi; Ascomycota; Sordariomycetes; Hypocreales; Nectriaceae
Exons: 3
Coding region: 1-648 (215 amino acids)
Source: RefSeq, a predicted model, not a curated record